AUGGCGGCUCGACAAGGGCCCGCAUUGCCGCCGCACCUCGCACGGCAACGCCAGCAAGAGGCUGAGGCCAAGGAAGCAGCGCCAAGCGUGGCAGGCCCGGCACUACCACCCCAUUUGCAGACUCGUCGUGAUGCUGACGUGAGUGACCGAGACACACCAGGUGCUUCACACAGUGCUGUUGAUGAUGGUCCCGCCGCUGUGGCCGGACCAAGCCUACCACCGGGGUUUGUCCGAACUGCUGUUCCUGAAUUGGACCGGCGCCCCGUCGCUGGUCCGGCCCGGCCACCAGUCAACGCCGAUACAACUGGCGGAGAUGCCGGUCCUGUGUCGCGCCCAGAUGAGGAUUCGGAUUCGGACGACGAUGACAUUGGGCCGAUGCCGCAGGCCCCAGGUGACGCCGAGGCCAGCGACCACGCAACGGUUUUGGCUGACUUUGAACGUCGCGCGAAGCAGCAGAAGGACACCCUCCUGGGUCUUAACCGCCCUGUUGCCACCGAGCGGGAGAGCUGGAUGACCGAACUACCUGAAGCCUACCGCAAGAACUUUGGCAUGGACAACCGCUCCUUCCGGCAGUCAUACGGCGCUGGUCAGGUGGAUCAGAGCUGGGCCCGGGCGCCCUCGAGUGCGCAGCCAGGCAGUGAAGCACCUACCCCGCAACCGCCUUCCAAGGGUCCUGCGCCGCAGCCAACCGUGCGCGCCGCACAGCAGCAACAGGAAGCCGCCCGGGUAGUGCAGGCAUACAACGAGAAGCAUCGCGGACAGUCGUUGGUUGACAUGCACAAGGCAAAACGUGCCAAGCAACAGGAGACCAGUGGUUCUAAACCAGCUGGCCGCCGUCGGUUCGAUCCAGAUGUAGAUUUGCACGGUACCCGCAUCAGUGCCGACAAACAACGACAGAUGAUUGCCAAGGCCUCGUCUUUCCAAAGUCGCUUUGCUCAUGGCAAGUAUUAG
This is a messenger RNA of Monosiga brevicollis MX1, 951 nucleotides long. RefSeq lists its product as uncharacterized. The transcript has a single exon. NCBI's taxonomy places the organism in Eukaryota, Choanoflagellata, Craspedida, Salpingoecidae. The record is from RefSeq and is a predicted model, not a curated record. Bases 1 to 951 code for a protein of 316 amino acids.